AUAAUAAAACUAUUUAUACAGAGUAUGCGGUCAUCAAACUCAAAUUUUUUUUUUUGCCGAGGAAUUCUUUAUGGUUUUAGAGUUGUCUCUCUAUUUGGGUAACCUACUUGUUUUUUCUGUCCUGCACGUGACCCUUUUUUUAGCUGUCUUUCUCUUUUCACUCUUUUCUCCCAUCUCCAAGAACCUUUUUACUCUCUCUCUCAUCUCCACUCUCUACUACUACCAAGUAGCUAUCCCUAUUCCUCCCACUAUCCUACUCACCACCUUCCUUCCAUUUCAAUUUCAAUUUCAACAUCAAAACUAGAUCCCAUCUUAAUCUAACCAAUUAAUGACUCCCCAACCCUCUUUCUCUCCUCAUUCAUCACCAUGUCUCCACAACAACCCAAACCAUUAACCAUUCCCUUUCUCUCCUUCCUCUCCUUCCUCCUACUCCUUCUCCUCUCUCCCACACCCACACACACACACACACACACACACUCAUGCUCUCCCAACAACAAAACAAAACACCCUUGCCCUCCCUUCCCCAACUCCACCCCACCAUUCCCAUUCUCCACUUCACCAGGCUGUGGCCACCCUUCAUUCCAACUUAACUGCUCAACUCCUCACUCUCUCAUCACAAUCAACAACCUCUCUUUCUCCAUUCUCACUUUCAAACCAAACUCUUCCUCAUUCCUCAUCUCCCCUUACACCCCCAUUUCUUCACAUUCACACCCCCUCAACAACACUUGCCCAUAUUCAACUUCUUCAAUCCCUAGCACCCCAAUCAACCUCUCAAAUUCCCCUUUUACCCUCUCAGAUGAAUCAUGCUCGCGUCUCUCUUUUCUCCAAUCUUGUUCCCCUCCAACACUUCCUAAUUGUAGUAGCUGCCAUUAUCAAUGCAAACUCAUCAAAAACCCUUCCGAAAUUAUAACCGAUUGUAGAUCUUUUCACCACUCUGUUUCUGAAUCUGAACCUAGUUGUCAAAGCGAUGUUCUUGGUUACCUCAACGAAAUACUCACAUUAGGAAUCGAAGUUCAAUGGGAACAAGCAUUAACACAAGACUCUUAUUUCACAAAUUGCAGUGAUUGUAUCAACAACAAUGGCUUCUGCGGUUUCAAUUCAUCAGACCCGAACAAACACUUCAUCUGUUUCCAUGCCGAAUCAACUUUUUCACCACAGUGGAUUCGCAAAGUGAAACCUAACAAAAUCACGGUUUUCGCAAUCGUUAUCGCGUCCACUUCGUUACUUCUUUUUAUUUCAGUAACAGUUUCCAUUCUCCGAUCGAGAAGCUUAAACUCUCCGUCACCGGCGGAGGAAGAUCCAACCACCGUCUUCCUCCACAACCACCGCUCCGCGAGUCUUCUCCCUCCAGUUUUCACCUACGACGAAUUGAACACCUCCACCAACAACUUUGAUCCGAAGCGGAAAAUUGGCGACGGCGGAUUCGGAACCGUUUACCUCGGAAACCUCCGUGACGGAAAAAUCGCCGCCGUGAAACACCUCCACCGUCAAAAUCACACCGCAGCUUUCUCAACAAAAUCGUUCUGCAACGAGAUUCUCAUUCUCUCUUCGAUUAAUCAUCCAAAUCUCGUUAAACUUCACGGUUACUGUAGCGAUCCGAGAGGUUUAAUUCUCGUUUACGAUUACGUUCCUAACGGAACCCUAGCGGAACACCUUCACGGUUCAAAGAGUAAACGGAAAGGUUACUGGCUGACGUGGCAAACAAGGCUUGAAAUUGCAAUACAAACGGCGUUAGCGAUGGAGUAUCUUCAUUUCUCAGUUGUGCCUCCCAUAGUUCACAGAGAUAUAACGUCGUCAAAUAUCUUCGUCGAAAAAGAUAUGAGGAUUAAAGUUGGUGAUUUCGGGUUAUCGAGGUUGUUAGUUUUUCAAGAAACAACUUCGUCCAACGGUUACGUUUGUACCGGUCCUCAAGGUACACCAGGGUAUUUAGAUCCUGAUUAUCACCGGUCGUUCCGGUUAACCGAGAAGAGUGACGUGUACAGUUUUGGUGUUGUUUUGCUUGAACUAAUUUCGGGACUUAAAGCGGUGGAUUAUUGUAGAGAUAAACGUGAGAUGGCACUUGCUGAUAUGGUUGUUUCGAGGAUUCAUACGGGUCAAUUGAAUCAAGUACUUGACCCGGUUCUUGAUUUGGGUAACGACGGUGAAGCGCUUGACGCCGUGGCUGCGGUGGCGGAGUUGGCUUUUCGGUGUGUUGCGGCGGAUAAAGAUGACAGACCCGAUUCGAGGGAGGUUGUUGGGGAGUUAAAACGGGUUCGGUUACGGUCGUCAGUGAAUGGUGACGUGGCAAAGGAGUGAUAAGUUUAACUCCACGAGAUAAAUUUUGUCACGGUGUAACGUUGACCCUACCAUGACUAUGUUUUUUUGGGGUUAACGUUGGUGUUGUGCGCACGUGGGUGUCAAUGUCUUUAUUGUAUUGUUACUUAACGUCAAGGGAAAAAUAUGUCAGUGACGCCGUACUGGUUAGGGUAGGUUUUAAAAUGUAGGAGUCUACCCGAAUUGACUUACCUAAGAAUGUGUGUGGAUGAUAUGCAUCAUUCUAGAGCUAGCCUUGCUACUCCAAAUAUCUAUAUAUAUGGGUAAUUUUGUAAUUGUAUAUUGUUAAUACCUAUGUGAAGUACAUUUUGAAAUUAAAUUCCCUCCUCUUUUAUAUUGGAUA
Cicer arietinum (chickpea) is the source of this 2656-nucleotide messenger RNA. RefSeq names its product LEAF RUST 10 DISEASE-RESISTANCE proteinUS RECEPTOR-LIKE PROTEIN KINASE-like 1.5. The record is from RefSeq and is a predicted model, not a curated record. Lineage: Eukaryota; Viridiplantae; Streptophyta; Magnoliopsida; Fabales; Fabaceae. Gene Ontology annotation, biological process: protein phosphorylation. Gene Ontology annotation, molecular function: protein kinase activity; ATP binding.